GUCAGCGAUGGAGACCCUACCGAUCUUGCAGGUUGGCACUGAACACAACACUACAGAUGGUCCGUUAACGGAAAAUGAUCUCGCUGGCAGCAUUGGAAGCCGUAAUGCCUUAGGGAUAGUUUUAUCGGCCAUCUUUUUGAUUAUCAUUAUUUGCCUGUCCAUUCUUGGCAAUGUAACUGUGAUCAUAGCUAUAAUGAAGACCCCUCGCUUGAGAGAGAAAACAUCCAGUAUAUUCCUGAUCAACUUAAGCGCGACAGAUCUGCUGAAUGCCACACUGGUGAUGCCCGGUGCGUUGGUAUCUCUGAUUGCAGAUAGGUGGCUCUUGGGGAUGUAUUGGUGCUACACCCAAUGCGCCCUCAAUUACUGGUUCAUCAUUGUGUCCAUGUUAACUCUUGCCAUGAUCAGCAUUGAUGGGUUUUAUGCUGUUAUACACCCGUUGCAUUAUAUGAACAUAAUCACGCCAAAAGUGACUAGACUUGGCAUCUGCUAUGCGUGGUUCCAAGGGUGUGUGUUCGCCUUGAUACCUGCUCUCUACCGCUGGGUCGUCUACGAUUAUUGGGAGGUGGUUUGUGCCAUCGAUUGGGACAGCUACCGCCCAAAUGGGGCGUUGACCUACGUCAUCGUUGCCUUUAUUUUGUGUUUUCUGGUUCCCAGUAUUGUGAUGACGUACUGCUACACCAGAAUAUGCCGCGUUGCGAGACAGAAGGCAGCGAGGAGAGAAGGUGGACGGCCAAACGCGAGGAAACACAUCAACGACAAGCGGGUCAUUCAGAGCUUAGUUCUGAUCGUGGUCAUCUUCUUCCUCUGCAUGACGCCUUUCUGCGUCACCAAACUCAUCAAAAUCUUCACCAGCACCAGCGCUCUGCCACCCUACCUCUACCUAGCCUCGGCCUGGUUCGGCUACCUCGCCAGCGCCACCAACCCAUUCGUCUACGCCAUUUUUCGGCGGGACUUUCGCCAAGCGUUCGCCAAUCUCUUCUGUCGCGGCCAGAUAUUCCCUGGCUUGGUGCCGGCAGCCCCUGACGCCUCCAACAGGCAGAUCGACGCGCAGCACAGGAGGCAAACCGUGAGCCCUGCAGCAGCCACAUCAGUAUGCUGACAGGAUGAUGUGUAUGUCGAAUAGAAUUUAAAAGCACCCCAGCUUGCUUCAUAAAAGCAACAUUGAAACAAGCAGUGGCCAAAGACUUAAGUACAGCAGACAUGCACUAACGCUUGGCUAGACAUAAUACUUCAAUGUUACUCCGACGGUCCUGAAUCUUUCACCUCCUGGAAGACUGAGGACUACUAGGAUUUAUGAAGUAUACACGAUAUAUACCCAUGCACUGUAUCGCUGCGAAAGCGAGAUAAUUAUUGUUGCCCAUCAAAGCCUAAUUGUUGUGUUGGUAUACAGUUAAACACACGUCACUAUCAAAAUAAAAGUCGUCUCGUCUGUGAUAGUAGUUUCGGACUGCACAAUGUUCUAAACCUGUUCGGGUCGUAAUAACAAUACUCUACGGUAUCAGAUGAGGAAACAAGUUGCAUUGCUCUUUUGGGCAUACACGAUUCGACUGAUUCUUCAUGUUCAUGGCUUCGCAUCAUUUGUCACAAACUAUGAAUAUCAGCGAUCCGUCACAAUUGGUGGAACACCUUCCAGCGGUAGCAAUAAAGAUUACCGGCGCCCGUAUACACAUACGCAUCUCAUUCAGUUUUGCAUGAAAUUUGGGCCAUGCAAUCAUGCUUUAUAGGAGUCGAGCAAUGAAAUUAACUUCAACGCCCUCGCACGGGAUGCAGUUUUUUUUAAUGUCGUGUGCUAUUUCUCUACUUACAUUAUAUCUGAUUUUAAGAAGUUUGUUUUUUUCAGCACUAAUUAUGUCAUUGUCAUUUCAUUAGGCAUAUCAUGAGAAUGUAAUUAGGAGAAUUUUUCUGUAUAAAACCGGCUCACUGGCAUGAUUUGUGAAUUGCAACUUCCUCUGAAGUGGUUAUCAGCUCAUGUAUGUAUGUUGUACUGUUUAUGGCAGGACUCCACCACAAGAAGAAACGAUACCUGAGUAUCCUGACAUUUUCGAACUUGGAACGCUGCAUCCAGAGG
Messenger RNA from Acanthaster planci (crown-of-thorns starfish), 2068 nucleotides. RefSeq names its product 5-hydroxytryptamine receptor 4-like. Gene Ontology annotation, molecular function: G protein-coupled receptor activity. NCBI's taxonomy places the organism in Eukaryota, Metazoa, Echinodermata, Asteroidea, Valvatida, Acanthasteridae. Gene Ontology annotation, biological process: G protein-coupled receptor signaling pathway. Gene Ontology annotation, cellular component: membrane. The record is from RefSeq and is a predicted model, not a curated record.